This is a messenger RNA of Saprolegnia diclina VS20, 520 nucleotides long. RefSeq lists its product as hypothetical. The transcript has 2 exons. Gene Ontology annotation, cellular component: cytoplasm. The record is from RefSeq and is a predicted model, not a curated record. NCBI's taxonomy places the organism in Eukaryota, Oomycota, Saprolegniomycetes, Saprolegniales, Saprolegniaceae. The coding region runs from base 1 to 462 and encodes 153 amino acids.
AUGGAGUGGUCGCUCAACACCCGUGACAUUGAAGACUCGGUCGCCAAGACGGCGCGGGAGCUCGGCGUUGGCAUCGUGGCCUACUCGCCGCUCGGCCGCGGUCUCUUGACGGGCGCGAUCGCGUCGAUCGAGUCGCUCGACGCCAAGGACUGGCGCAAGGGCAACCCGCGCUUCGCCGCAGAGAACCUCUCCAAGAACAUUGCCAUAGACUUUUUUGCGAUUGCCAAGGCCAAGGGCGUCACGCCCGCGCAGCUGGCCCUCGCCUGGGUCCUCCACCGCGGCGAUGAUGUGGUGCCGAUUCCGGGCACGAAGAGCCAGGCGCGCUUGAUUGAGAACGCUGGAGCGGCGACGGUGCAGUUGACGCCCGACGAGAUCGUUGCGAUCGAACAGUCGAUUCCGGAGCAAGUCGGCGGACGCUACGCCGACGCUGAGAUGAGCAGCACGUUCCAGGGCCGAGCAUAAGCAUGUCAUAUAAUUUUGCGCAGCCACGUAUGGCUCUCCAAGAUCGCAUUGAGCUGGC